GCUCGUCGUCACUUUCAUCUCUCUCCGGUUACCGACCUCAGUCGUCACCGCCGUUGUAUCGACUCACCACCGUCUAACGUUUUACAGGAUCUUCCGACGUUUCAGUUUGUAUCCAUUUGCUGGUCGCCGUUGUCUGCACUUAUACUGCUGCGAUUAUCUACAGGUCUAAGUUAAUUGAUCUUCUCUUGACUAUGGGGGAUAGCGAAACGGUUGUUGCUCAAACAUCAGCUGUCCAGGAGCAUCCAUCUGUUCCCUAUUCUGCCUCCGAGUAUGGUGAUCCRAGUGGAAAUGCUUCUCUUGGUACAGGGGUUGCUACUUCCAGUGACACCAUUGACGUGGCUGCUUCUACUGGUAAUGAUCCCAUGGUUGUAGACAAUGCCAUUUCUCAUGCAGACGACCCAGGGACAGUUGGAAGAUCGGAGGUUGUAGAUGUCAAUUUCAGUCACGAGGCUCCAUCCUCAACCACACAAGAUGUUAGUGAGAAUCCUGCAAACGUGUCUGUAGAUUCAUCCAAUGCUACUGCUUAUCAUUCUUCUGUGAACGGAAAUGAUGUCAGUGAUGCAAAAACUUUACCAUCUGUGGGCGUAAGUGAGAAUGGUGUUAGUUCAUAUGAUGCUCAUAAUUCUGCAUCUGCAAGCCAACCGGAGGACGGUUCUGUUGUUGCUGCAUUAUCUCCCGAAGAAGAGCGAUUAUGGAGYAUAGUAAAUGCCAACUCGUUGGAUUUCAGUGCCUGGACCGCCCUAAUAGAAGAAACUGAGAAAACAGCUGAGGAAAAUGUUUUGAAGAUCCGAAAAGUUUAUGAUGGAUUUUUAGCUGAAUUUCCUUUGUGUUACGGUUAUUGGAAGAAGUAUGCUGAUCAUGAAGCACGCCUGGGAUUUUUGGACAAAGUUGUUGAAGUCUAUGAGCGAGCAGUGCAUGGAGUAACAUACUCUGUAGAUAUGUGGUUGCACUAUGGUGUUUUUGCCAUAAACACCUAUGGAGAUCCUGACACAGUACGGAGGCUAUUUGAACGAGGAUUAGCUUAUGUUGGAACUGAUUAUCUUUCUUUUCCGUUAUGGGAUAAAUAUAUUGARUACGAGUAUCAGCAGCAGCAAUGGUCCAAUCUUGCCAUGAUAUACACACGGAUAUUGGAGCAUCCCAAUCAGCAGUUGGACCGCUAUUUUAACAGUUUCAGGGAAUUAGUAGCCAGUCGUCCUUUAUCAGAAUUGAGAACUGCUGAGGAAGUUGCAGCUGCAGCAAAUGCUAAGGGGGAAGUUAAUAAUCAAGAAAGCGAAGGGGAAGUCCAUCCAAAUACAGUGGAGCAAUCCUCUAAACCUGUAAGUGCAGGCUUAACAGAAGCUGAGGAGUUGGAGAGUUAUAUCGCCAUUAGAGAAGAGCUGUAUAAGAAAGCUAAAGAGUUCGAUUCUAAGAUCAUUGAUUUUGAAACUGCUAUCAGGAGGCCCUACUUUCAUGUUCGACCACUUAAUGUUGCAGAGCUUGAAAACUGGCAUAACUAUCUUGAUUUUAUUGAAGGAGGCGAUGACUUCAAUAAGGUUGUCAAGUUAUAUGAAAGAUGUCUAAUUGCGUGUGCCAACUAUCCUGAGUACUGGAUUCGCUACAUUUUGUCUAUGGAAGCUAGUGGGAGUAUGGAUCUUGCUGAAAAUGCACUUGCUCGUGCCACCCAAGUGUUUGUAAAGAGGCAACCAGAAAUUCAUCUAUUUGCUGCCCGAUUUAAAGAGCACGGUGGAGACAUUGCAGGUGCUCGUGCAUCUUAUCAGCUUGUGCAUACUGAAAUUUCUCCAGGUCUUCUUGAAGCAAUUGUCAACCAUGCUAACAUGGAGCAUAGGCUGGGGAAUUUGGAAGAUGCUUGUUCCUUGUAUGAGCAGACGAUUGCAAUUGAGAAAGGAAAAGAACAAUCACAAACCUUGCCGUUUUUGUUCGCACAAUAUUCUCGGUUUUUGUACUUGGUUUUACGAAGGGUUGAAAAGGCAAAGGAGGUCCUAGAUCAAGCCCUAGAGAGUAAUCAACUCUCUAAACCACUUUUAGAGGCUUUGAUCCAUAUGGAAUCAAUUCAAUCACUCCCAAAACAAAUUGAUCGUCUAGACUCACUGGUAGAGAAGUUCAUAGCUCCUGGUCCCGAUAAUUCUAAUCCUGCAAGUUAUGCCGAGAGAGAAGAGUUAUCUAGCAUUUUCUUGGAGUUUCUAGAUCUCUUUGGGGACACACAGUCCAUCAAGAAGGCAGACAAUCGGCAUGCCAAGCUCUUUUUACAUCAUAAGAGUGCCUCAGAGUCCAAGAAGCGACACAUGGAGGCUUAUUUAGUUUCUGACAGAGCAAAGCUCGCGAAAAUAGGUGCUGUUUCGCCUGCUCCGUCAGUGGUAGGUGCCUACCAGGGGGCACAGAACCAGUGGCCUGCAGGUUAUGGUGUCCARGCUCAGUCUUGGCCGCAAGCUACACAAGCUCAAGGACAACAAUGGCCUGCGACUUAUAACCAACAGGCUGCUUAUGGCACGUAUAAUGCUUAUGGAAGCAGCUAUGYCCAACCACAAGUGCCAACAUCUGUUCCACAAGCUGCGGCUGCUGCUGCUUAUGCUGCCUAUCCUGCUUCGUACCCAGCCCAGCAGGCUGCCCCACCACAGCAAGUUUACGCACAGCCUGCAGUGGCGGCGGCAGCAGCAGCAGCAGCAACAUUGACACCUGCUCAACAACCAACUGCCGUCGCUCCUCAGUCUUACUACGGCACCUAUUAUUGAGUCGUGGUUUGGUGUUAUCCRUUUUGUCUGUAAAAUACAGAGCUACUCCGACUUGUUUCAUUGCACGGGUGAUUGGUAUGGUCUAGAUGUAGAGACGACGGUAGUGAUUCGUCCAAAAGACGGGAUUUAAGUCCACGGCUGAUUAAUCGGAAGCAGUUGUGGGUACGAGUCUGAUUUCGUUCAGGUMAGUUAAAUUUUAGGGAGUAAUAGAUUGUUUAGCAGAUAAUUAGGCUAUAUAAUUAAUAGGUGGUAUCAUGUUAUUUGAAUAUGUAACGUCGAUUUUGUUACUGAAUGAUUUACACCUGAAUUUGCUUUCAWUU
This is a messenger RNA of Cynara cardunculus var. scolymus (artichoke), 3049 nucleotides long. Its product is annotated as pre-mRNA-processing factor 39-like. Gene Ontology annotation, cellular component: commitment complex; U2-type prespliceosome; U1 snRNP. The coding region runs from base 192 to 2729 and encodes 845 amino acids. Gene Ontology annotation, molecular function: protein binding. The record is from RefSeq and is a predicted model, not a curated record. Gene Ontology annotation, biological process: mRNA 5'-splice site recognition; RNA processing. Lineage: Eukaryota; Viridiplantae; Streptophyta; Magnoliopsida; Asterales; Asteraceae. The transcript has 14 exons.